CCCCUCUCCUCCCCCCUCCAUAGAACCACUACAAAAGAGAAUCUUGAUGGUAAACUCCUCUGAUAAACCCAGAAAAAAAACCCAUGCAUGGAAGAAGGUCCUCAUCCACUUCUCCCUCUGCUUCAUCAUGGGCUUCUUCAUCGGCUUCGCCCCGACGACCGCCACCAUCUCUAUCUUCUCCACCCAUCCCUCCGCCGCCGACAUCCGAAACCUCGGCGUCUCCGAUCUCAAGAUGGAAUCCAUUAACCGAACCCUCCUCCUACAACUCCAUCCCAAACCCUCUCACUCAGCUCCACCACACUGCCAUGAAAACCACCAAGAGCUCGCCCUCAACCAACAUCUAAUAAUCAUAACCACCACCCAACCCACAGACCCAUUCAAACUACCUUCUUUGUGGAGAUUAGCCAACACUCUCAGGCUGGUGCCGCCGCCUCUCCUAUGGAUUGUCGUGGAGGCCAAUUUCGAUUCUCCGGCAACGACGAGGAUGCUCCGGCAGACCGGAAUCAUGUACCGCCACAUCACCUAUAAGGAGAACUUCACUGAUGCUAAUGCUGAAGCCUACCAUCAAAGAAAUGUAGCCCUCAACCAUGUCGAACAGCACCGGUUGGAUGGAAUUGUGCUCUUUGCAAGUCUUCUCGACAUCUAUCCUCUCCAUUUCUUCGAGCAGAUCCGACAAAUAGAGGUUUUUGGGGCAUGGCCGGUUGCGAGGGCAUCUGCGAGCAGGAAGAAGAUGAUCGUCGAAGGACCGAUUUGCAAUUCUUCGAGGGUUGUCGGAUGGCAAUCGAAGGAGCUCAUAAACAAAAAUAGAACUUUACAGUCAACAAAACACAUAAAUGUUAGCUCAGAAUCAGGCAAUGGAACUGUAGAGAGCAGACCACAUGCAAAGAUCAACAUUUCAGGUUUUGCAUUCAACAGCUCAAUUCUAUGGGAUCCAGAGCGUUGGGGCCGUUCUUCCUCCAUUCCUCAUAGCUCUCAGGAUUCAAUCAGGUUCGUCCAUCAAGCAGUGCUGGAGGAUGAGAGUAAGAUCAGAGCCAUCCCUCCUGAUUGUUCAACGGUCAUGAUGUGGCAUCUGCAUAUACAGAGGAAAACCUCUUAGCAAUCACCGAAAGCAUUAUAGGGACAAUAGUAUAAAGAAAAUGAUAGAAGAUCAGAGAUUCAGAGUAUAUAUAUAUAUAUGAGUUAUUUGUGCUAUUUCAAGAGAGAGAAAGUUGGUGAUGAAGUAUUGCAAGGUUGACAUUGCACUUUAACUUUAUUGUGGAAGAUUUCAAAUUUUGUUAAGUGAUGCAAG
This is a messenger RNA of Phalaenopsis equestris, 1288 nucleotides long. RefSeq names its product probable glucuronosyltransferase Os03g0287800. Gene Ontology annotation, biological process: glucuronoxylan biosynthetic process; plant-type secondary cell wall biogenesis. Gene Ontology annotation, cellular component: Golgi membrane. Lineage: Eukaryota; Viridiplantae; Streptophyta; Magnoliopsida; Asparagales; Orchidaceae. The transcript has 3 exons. The record is from RefSeq and is a predicted model, not a curated record. The coding region runs from base 47 to 1096 and encodes 349 amino acids. Gene Ontology annotation, molecular function: galactosylgalactosylxylosylprotein 3-beta-glucuronosyltransferase activity; xylosyltransferase activity.